Molecule: messenger RNA, 1005 nt
Organism: Naumovozyma castellii
Lineage: Eukaryota; Fungi; Ascomycota; Saccharomycetes; Saccharomycetales; Saccharomycetaceae
Gene: COQ4
Product: ubiquinone biosynthesis protein COQ4
Exons: 1
Coding region: 1-1005 (334 amino acids)
Source: RefSeq, a predicted model, not a curated record
AUGACUACCAUGCGUGCAUUGCUGACCCGCAGGAGACAUCCUGUGCUCAGAAUACAGAGACGGUCCAUCAUGCUGUCCACAUGGGCUACCCUUGCUGCCGGACCAUCCCUGGUCAAUUACCUCUUUGGCAAUGACACCAGGAUGGCCAACGCCAUGGAUGCCGGUGAAUUACACAACAAGAACGACGAUUACGAGUUGCAAAGAAGGGAACGAGUGGAUUCUCGUUUGUCCCAAUUGAGAAACAGCAGACCCAGAACCCCUCGCUACGAAGGUAAUAUCCCGUUGUAUAAACAUGAGAAACUGCUACUGUUCCUCAUCUCAGGGAUCCAAUCGUAUUUCCAUCCUGAGAAUGGACUCAAUAUUGUCAAAUUGGGGGAAGCCACUGCCAUCGCCCCCUUCUUGAACCAUUUGCAACAGAUUAUGCUUCAAGACCCCACGGGGAGGAGAAUCCUUAGAGAUAAACCUUUCGUGCACACUAGUAUCCUCCAUAUGGAUAAGCUAUCCAAAUUACCCGAGAAUACCUUUGGUUACACGUUUUAUAAGUGGUGUAAGAGGGAGAACGUGGGACCUGACACAAGAGCACCUGUGAAAUAUAUUGACGAUCCCACACAUGCCUUCAUAUUCAGAAGAUAUAGACAAUGUCACGAUUUCUAUCAUGCGCUGGUAGAUAUGCCCAUCAUUAUUGAAGGGGAGAUCACUGUGAAGGCAUUGGAAGCCGCCAAUUUGGGUGUUCCCAUGGCUGCAUUGGGUACCAUUUUCGCACCUUGGAGAUUGAAACAUGUGCAGAGGGAAAGAUUAUUCGAUACUUAUAUUCCUUGGGCCUUGAAAAGCGGCUGGAACGCUAAACCUUUUAUUAAUGUCUAUUGGGAAGAAUUAUUAGAGAAGGAUGUCAAUGAUUUGAGGAGAGAAUUGGGGAUUAAGUUACCACCAGAUUUGAGAAACGUGAGAAAAGAAAGGGCCAGUUUGAUUAAACAAUUAAAGGCACCAUACUCACCUAAACCAUGA